AUGCGUCAAGGUUCGUAAAGUUUAGUUUAACCACUAUUUCUUGUUUAUUGGGGAAACGCAGUAGCUAGAUAAUCAAUGAAAUAAGCUACUAUAUUAUCCAAUAUAACUGCAAGCGAAAAAGCGGCCUAAGAUAGAAGAAUUACGAAGUUUUGUUGCUGCUUAUGAUGAUGAUGAUGAUGAUGAUGGUGGUGGUGGUGGUGGUGGUGGUGGUGGUGGUGGUAAAGGUGAUAAAAAGGAGGAGGAGGAGGAGGAGGAGGAGGGUACGUAUGUACGAAAAAAUCAAGAUCUUGCCUCAAUUAAGGUGGCUGCUAUCGAUUCCGAGAGAAGAUCAGGGGAACAAUUGUGCCUAACAAAGAGGCUGGAAAAAUCAAGCAACAAGGGUCGCACCUGUGCCCUUUAUUGACUGUCUUAGUUAGUAGGCUCCAAUGGUAAUUCCGUCUUAGUUUCAUACGAUUCAGUUGUCUCCUACUGCUGAAGCACAGUAGCCGGGUGGUCAAUUUCCCAAUUACUGUACAAUAGAUAAUUGCUGCCACUGAGAUGCAACCCAAUAUAAAAGAAUGUUUUAUAAUUGUGAGAUAGUAAUUAAAUUAUUUACAAAAAUGUAUGUGGAAGGACUUUCAGGAAAAAUGUUUAGAUUAUGAUUUUUGUCUGUAUUUUCACGUUCUGCAGGUAGUUACUGGCUUAUUACGUGCAAGUAUGUAAACGAUCUCGUUUUCAACGCUCUCUUUUAGUAUGUGCGUUGAUAAAUUUUACAUAAUUAAUUUUGACCCAAUUGUGGAAAACACCGCGACAUCUGUGGGAUACGAACCAACGAGAGUAAGAGGAAGGCCCGAGUACAGUCAACAUUCUAGUCCCCGAAGUACGAAGCUCCAGCGGACACAGUACAAGGAAGAAUCCACAAGGCGACUUCCAGGCUUAUUUAAUGUCAGGUGUUUUUGCAGAUUUUUAAAAAAAUUAUUAUAAGCAAAUUGUGUCGUUUGUUAAAGUCCCACCGAAGUCACCGCGUUUUUCACAGUUGAGCCCCAAUAAGCGUUCUUUAUGCAGCAAUGUAUUUUUCCUCGAUUACUUCUAAACACUUGGAAGUUCAACGGCGUUUGCCCUCCUUUCUUCUGGUUCAACUUGACUGCGUAAUUAGCACUGGGCCCAAUUGGGAAAAAUUAAGUUUGCGGCGGACUCAUUACAAAUGAAAUGUGCUUAUAUAGCCCAGAGUCACGAACGCGCAAAGUCCAUUACGUCGCUAAGGCGCAAAAUUUCGGUCAAUACCUCUUCAUUUUGUUGGCGAAACCAAAAGGGAAAAGUACUGUUGGACGUUCACGAUGUCAGAGAGAAUUAUCAAUCUGAACAAUGAAAACGCAAUAGAAAGCCUGAAAAUUUGGAAUGAUGUAGCCGGAGUCCCAUACCGGUUUAUGCUGGUGAAUAAAUUCUAGAAGUCGUGGGCGUAUGCGAAUUUCAUCGGAAGGAACGAGGUUACCAGCCUACGUCCUGACUGCAACAGGUUUGUGAAUGACAGGUGCCGAGCGACGUGUAUGCGCAAAAAAGCAGUAUCAGGUGACGUAAAUUGUGCGCCUUAGUCUUGUAGUACGUGUACAGAUUUGUUGCAGCUGAACAAAGCAGUAGUGUGACUCCUGUUCGUAGAUGGGAGUUUCGAAAUCAGAAGUGAACCACAAAAAUCCGAUGGAACAGGUUGCGAAGCAUGACCGUAUUGGUUGCCUCUCUUCAAGCAAGAGUUUAUUUGACUAGCGGACCAAAUCAAGCACCACCAACAUCUGGAAUUCGACAUUUAGAUAACGGGCGGCAGGCAUCAGGCCAAUCACCGAACAAUCUAGCUGUUAUUAGUACUGCCGCAGUUAACCACAACACUACCGGCAUACCGGCGCUAUAUUUUUUCCAAAAUUUAGUGCUUGGAAGGUGUGAACAGAAUACUGACGGUCGUCAAGUAAGUAGACGGUAAAAUUAAAGAAAAAUUGUUCAAUGUGCCUAUUGACAAUAAUAACGUUACAAGCAAGACCCCUGCGCCAUUCCACAUCAAGUUAUGACGGGCGUCGACAUGUUUGAUGCUACUUUUAAAAAAGCAAACUUCUGCAAGGAAACUGCCCACAUAUGUUGAAUUGACGAAAUACCUACAAAGGUGGUUUUCCUACAUCAGAUCAACGAUUGCAUUACGAGCAAUGAUGACCGAAGAUUUUGUUGUAACUGCAACUUUGUAAACAAAGAGUGCAACGUAGUUCUUCGCGAUGUCGACAUAAAAAUUAGUCGUCGAAGUACUCGCCUUAAUUAGAUAACUUCUCAAAACGUAUUUCGUGUGAGGUACAAAAAAGAAAUCACAAUCUAGCUAAUUUAUUCAGUUCGGUGCGACCAGAAUUAAAUGUGUUUCUAGUGUUUUAAUACUUUGUAAAACCACGCCGAUGAGGGAAGUAUGUUUAUCAAACUGUGGUUGUUUCUAAAGGUAGUGGUUUGUGUACUACAGGUAACAACCAAACAAGCUUCAAAGGUUUCAUAGCGGUAUGAAAUAAUCGGCCCGGUCGCAUUGCUGUGAUGUGGAAUAUAUUUCUAAUGGUAACUUUCGUUAGAUCAAAAUGUUUCCCCAUCGCUGGUCCACUCAAAGAAAAAUAGCUGAGAUUUUAUUUUCAUUUCAAGGACUCCAACCAAAGACCACUGGCAGAGUGGUAAACCACACUGCGCAGCGAACCCAACAUACGCGAACUCGCCGCGAGCUGGCUUGCUAGUAGGGUAGUAGAGGAUCUGCAGGCCGACUAUCAAAAGCCGGUUUAAUUUGCCACCUCAACGUCACACUCAUGUAGAAAGAUCUUUGUUACAUUUCAUCUCACGUUAGUAUAUCGGUUUUGUGUGAUUGCAGGCAACUCAAUAUGUUUCAAGCGUCUGCCAAAGAAACUCCGACGGCAAAGGAUGUAGUACGUACAGCAUCAUAAGUACUUAUGAUGCCGACUUCUGGAAACAAGGCAACAUAUCGUUGGCGUUAUUGGUUGAUUCCUUAUGCAUGCUGCAACUAAUUUUUAAAAAUAUUUGUAACUGUGGUUGGAGAGCAAAAACCCAGUGAAUGCAUUAACUGCAGCGUAUGUAUCUCGAAACAAAGUUAACAUAGCACCCCUGUCAGCACAUGUCCCCUUCACAGGUUGGGGUGCGAAGGGGGCUGAGUGGGACGUAGCCACUCUUGACUGGAGAAUUUUGAAGCGUGUCUGCAUCAAAUGUUAUGUCUUUAAAGAACCACCCAGUGUAUCUUCUUUGGCACUAAAAGGAUCUAAUUGAUCCAGUGUACCGUAAGGUACCUGCUGGUUUCGUAGACUUCCGGACAUUCUUCUAAUAGAUAAGGCACAGAUACGUUGUUCGUAAUUUCGGGACAAUAAACUGGAAUUUUGAGACUACCAGCCGACAUCUAUUGGGCUUCAGAAAGAGAACUCUUUCUGGCCAUAGCCCUUUCUGGGCCCGGGUGUUUGACGGGGCCGGAUAGGUUGGUGCUAGCAGGGGUCAUAAUGAUAGGUUGAUAGACAGAAAGAUUCCAUUUCAUGGAAGUUGUAUAGAUCCCCACAAUCCAUAUCUAUUUCGUCCCCUGACUCAGCAAAAAUAAGAUAUACGUAACCGCAAAACGUGCGUGUCAUGCAAACUUAACUUUGCAUUUAAUUAAAUUGUAAAAAAUCGAACAAUAAAUUCCAAGGAUGAACACAAAAGGAAACCUCUGUGCAUCUAGAUCACAAGAGUUCAUCACAAGAACGUUGCUGUCGAUCUUAAUUAAGUCUUCCUUCACACAUACACAUUCACUAUGUGGAUCCACUUGGCGACAGUCGUAGGGUCUGCGUUUAUUUAAAAAUGUAUACCUUAACCCAUGACCAAGACUGUAGCUGUAAGUUCCAUUUUCCACGAUCCGGUUAAUGUACCAGGUUAUAACACGAGUUAUUAAACCUGUCAAAAUUACUUUGUAAAUAUGUGUCCGGCAAAAGUUGAAAUGUAACUCGUGUUCAGACAGUCAAUCAAGUAAAACGCGAAGACCGAAAAUGACCUACCCACAAGGUCGCCUAUUCUAUUAUACACAACGUGAUGCAUUAGAACACGCAAAUUCAGUGAUCAGCCCGACUUCGCUGCACACGUCAAUGAAAGAAAGCUGCGUAUCUUUGAUGGUAAGCUUAGGUGCCAUAGGCGUAGUAUAGAACGUUUCUCUAGAAACCUCCGAAAGUCUUAUUGAAAGACUGGGCCUCGCAACUUCUGGCCUUGCAGAUCAUUUGCUCUCACAUACUGACCUCUCGUGCAUUUGCGUGUGCAUAUCCUGGUAUUCUUCGUUAUAUUUUUAUUUGCAAAAAUAAUCGUCUAUCUACAAUGCUGAGGGUACCCUACCCCUGUCUAAUGUAUGGCUUAUGAGCAAGAUUUGUAGCGGCGUUUCCAUUGAACUGAACUGAACUGAACACAGUAAGUCGAUAAGGUCGUUUUAGAUAAUGGUAAAACUCUCAAAUAUUCGUUCUUCCUCUCUUUGAGUACAACUGCCCUUUCUUUUGGCUGAUGAACUAUGUGAUCUUAAAAAUAUCGAAAAUUUUUAGAGAGUUCUCACUCAAAAACUCUUUUCCCAAGCUGUAUCCAGUAUUUAUAACACUGAAAGAUGUCAACUAGCGAACGUUAAGAUUCCAUGGAUUAGAAAACGCGAAGCUGGCCUUUGCUUUUUGCCCCGCCUUAACUGUAACCUCAAUCUUCCGCGCAUUAACCUUCUCACUCCGAGAUAUCGUUCCUAUGCCAUAUGUAACUCCUUUAUCUUCUGUCCGUCGCCUUGUUGUUCUACAUCUAAACGCCCCCUUCCUUUUACAUCCAGCAUUCAGUAUAUUUAAGAGGAACAGGCUUGUGACUUUGAUCUCCCUAUUUGCACAUGAAAAUCUAAAAGGUCAACGACCGCAUUAAGAAAUUCCAGAAACAACUGAAUGCAGGACGCUGGUCUUAUGGUUACGAAGUCAAUUAUUCCGCUUGUUGAUGUAACUUAUGUCUCUCAAGCCGAUAUUCAGAUGUCUCCGCCAGAACUUAGGUCAUCGUCUAAGUUAUGGGCCUCUAAGUUGAAAUUGCGCCAGCACCUUACACCGGAAACUACAAGUUCGUCAUUGAUCGUUUCAUUCCCGAACACUCAGCUUUUUGACCAUGAGAAUUGCCCUCCUGGGAUUUAGUGGUAGAGCAUACAAAUAUUCAAAUGGAAACUCUCACCUAGACUUUAAUAGUCGCCUGUUGUAAUUAGCUACUACACCCACUGUCAUUACUCCUCCCUUGCAGCGAUGAUUUUUGUGGUUUUUGAAGUUAUCUCCUCAUCUUCAUCCAAAGCCAUCUGCCGCUGAUUGCAUCGAAAUCCUCUAUAGUCGCAAUCUGCUAGUAAUUUCGUCAUUCAGCAAACGAGUGUUAUGGUCGCAUUUCCCCACGCUUUGAGAACGCCCGUAGCCCUUAAUGUCGCCUCCUUGGCUGAAAUCUAAGUAAAUUAUAACUGAUCGCGUCUCGUCACCUUGACUGUUGCUUCUGUUGUCAACACAAAAUAUUAUGAUGGCAUCUGCAGUGAAUAGCCUCAUACGGUCUAGGAAUUCCACCUAGAAGAUAUUCGUUUAGAACCCCUAUACACUACCACAUACAGGAUGUUCCUGUCUGACACGCAUAUUUACCUUUCCUUGAGUGACAGUUUUCUAUCCUUAAAAGGUAGUCGAAUCGAAUGUAAUUCGUCUUUAAUGGAAAAAGGGGGUUUUCACUGUUCGAUAGCCGCUUUUCAUGCCAGAUUGCUUAUUCUAUGAGCACGAACUGAACACUGUAUAGCGUCUGCCUACUCGCAUUAAACUCGAAAAUUUACUUUAACUUGCUGUAACAGGGGUAUUGAAUGACACAAUUCAUUAAUUCCUUGUUAGAAUAUCUCUAAGAGAAGUAACCGGGACCAUGUUGACGCAAACGCUCUAGACUGACUCCGUUUCGCUUGUAACCAAGCCCUUUCAGGAUUCGGUCCGGGUUUUUGAAUGUUAAACUUUCACUCCCAUUGUCAGUCCCACCCUGGAUCUACCAAUACCUAACAUCCCAGGCUUUCAUUCCACCCUCAUGAUGAACCUCCUCUGUCCCUCCGCAUUCUUUCGCGACGUAGAUCUUUUUCCUGAGGAUUCUUUUGAAAGUGACAGGUCCCUCAGGAUUUUUCACGGCCUUGUUCGAACUUCACCAUUGUUUUCAGAACUCCCGGUAUGGAAGUUGCAAUCAUUAUUUUCAAAAAUGUCAUAUGGAAAAUGCCAAAUCGUCGGCGGAAAUGAUAAAAUUCUAUAUUAACAUAACACAAUUUCUUACUUCUACUAUAUGUAUAGCCGCUAGCGAAGACCACCACUGUCUGCAUUGUCUGUAUUGAGCCAGUUGACUCAAUGUUAACAAUCUUUUGAUGAUGCCCUCUGAGCGCCUAAGAACAACAUUAGCACUUUUUCAAGCCGAAAAUAAGAGGGAAGUUGUUUGAAAUUGCACCCGGAACGUCGUUCACGUGAAUAAGAGAAAGAGAUAAUCCGAGCAGGCACCCUUGCCGGCUCCCGCCAUAAAUCGACAAUUCAGCUGAUGAAACAUAUCUAAUACAAAUACGCAACGACUCAUCCAGAAAUAAAGCUUUUAUUCCCGCAAACUCUAUUGCCUGCUGGAAAAGAUAAUUAACGGUUCUGCGAAUACUUAGUAGCUUAAUGUGUAGUCGUAGUCCAAUUCUAAAAGACUACUUUGAUGUCAGUACGCUAGUCGGGCACUUAAUUAAGGACCUAAUCGCAAGCAAAUAUUCACAACAGACAAUAACCAAAAUUAAGGAAAUCAUAUUAAAAACGAGAGACUAAUUUAAGUUCAUUUACGAAGCAGUCGGCGUGCCCAUGAUUUCACAAGCCAAACAAGAGGUAUUUACAGAAGGUCCUUUUGCUGCCAACAUACUGGACGAUUUUUCAGUGAAGGUAAAAGUAGUUAAUCAGUAGUCAAUUCGCACUCGAAUCAUUUCCUUGCUACCAGUAAACCGACUGGGAAUGGGACAAUCAAUGUUUAAAAAAGGGAAUCUAAAAAAUGAGGUGUAUUGAAUCUUAUUUUACACAUCGUCUGACUCCAGGCGAGAUGGGAACCCUAGUUUAUUUACUUGUAUGUGAUAUUUCGAUUAGAAAUUGAGCUUGGAGUGGCAUUUGCUCAUGCUCCCUGCGUUUUGGAAAUAGCCCGCAUUAAGGAAUGACUGCCAUUGACUCUGUUUUUUUGCAGUUUUUCGCAUAACACUGACUAUUAACCUAGAAAAACAGAUUGUAUCACGAGGCCAUACUUUAAGUUGACUGUUUCCUGCACUCGGACUUUGAACUGUAACGGUAGGGGUCGUCUCGUGAAUCUCGUCUUACCCUAUGCCCUUCCACCACACUUUUUGCCUCGACCUCUCAUAUUUUAUUCUGAAAGUGACAAACCGGAAAAUCAGGUUCCAGUUUAUUGCAUGAUAACAAUGGCGAUUUAAACUGACUCGUUUAUUCAAUCCAGCUAGCAAAAGCUCGUCUACAAGUUGUUAUUUUUAAACAACAGCGUUUCACUGACCCGUAAUUUACUCAAAUUCCUUCUCCAAAUGAUAGAUGGACUGUUUUGCCGAGUAAAUACACUAUGAUCAAGAAGAGUGAUGCCAUGUGGCGAAAGAAACCUGAUAUCAGGGGGCAUUUAGUAGGGGUGUAGAAAAGUAGAUAAUCCUAACUUUUUUCAUUUAUAAGAGGUGUAACGGGGAUAAUUUCUUGUUUACUCUGUGUCCUCAAUUACUUCCCACUUCUUUCGCAUUCAUCGCCUUUCGCAUCCGCCGUUCGAGUCACUUUUUGUCUGCCUCUCGAGAAUAACCACUGUAAAUUGUGAUCAGGAAGCCUUCCCUCAAAAACUUUAUAAUUUUUGCAGGAGUUUUUCGCUCCUUGUAAUUUAAAAGCAGUAGAAUACUCUUAUGGAGCGUCAUCUUUGACAUCCGCUGGACUCUUGUCGUCCAGUAAUCGUAUAUGUAGCAUCCACAAGGACGUGUUGAUUACAAUUUAGAACUUGCCUUUCGCCCGCUUUUCGGGUCUACUGAGAAUAACAUCAAACUCGGCUCAAGAUGACCGUAAAAACAAUUUGUGAAGUGGCGACCCCAAUUGAGCGGGCCGCAAAGUCCGCUGACACCAGAAAGCCACCAAAUUUAUUCGCGGAUGCACCUGUUUAGUAUUCACUCUGCGGCGCGUGCUUGAAGUCCGCCUUGGCUACCAACAAUUAACAGCUGUCCGUUUUCUUGACUUCGGCACUUUCUUCUAUUUCUUUUAUGAUGAGCAUUUGUGACUUAUAAUAGGGCUGGCUAGUAUUUCGACGUGAGCAAGCGUUUCUAUCGCUUCACUAUCACACGACUUCUUGCACGCAAAACUGGUUUCAAUUCGUUCGAUAUUCGGUGUGGCGUUCGACAGGGUGGUUUUCUCUCACCCAUGCUGCUCAACAACAUCACGGACUGGAUUUUCGGAAUGACUUUGCGCGACUUUGACAGUAUAAAGUUUGUACCAGGACACUGGCUGACCGAUCACUGUUACGCCGUCAGUAUUCAUCAGCCAGCACCAAGCACCAAGAAAAUUAAACAUUUUCGAGCUGCCUCUUUCGGUAAGAAGGAACACCUCUCAGAGUUUAUGCCUUUCAUAUUAAAGAAGUAGACAAUUCCGAAUUCUUCGGACAAGACGGCAAAAAAUACGGAAUCGUCCCCUGGAUCUUUUCUCAUACCAGGCUUACCGCGAUCCUUAGAAAGCUUCUGUGGACUCAUUGCGAUAUCCACAUCACCAGCAAGAUCCGCGUGAAUAGGACAUCCAUCCAGUCAAUCCUCUGAUAAUAAUAUUGGCGCUGGGCUGUGCGAGUGGAUGACAAGCGACGACCAGAGGCGUCUGAUCGCCCUUGAUUGAUGAUGCUUCCCCCAUCUAAGUACACCUUCGUCUCCGAUGAUGCGGUACGCACUCGACGCGACAACGUCAAGAGGAAAUAUCAAGUCGUCUGGGAAAGAAGAUAGAGCUAUCCUAAACCACUGGGGCAGCGCCUGUUAGCAACAGCAGAGGCGACCGCCAUCAGGUUGUGAAAACCGAUCUUGUGCGCACAGAAGAACCAUGUUCAGGCUCCGCGCCUACAGUGGUCGAGGGUAGACGAACGCUACAACUCUCCCGUGCCCUUCUGCUCUCACCCUGACACUGACUGCUAUAACCCCCCCCCCCCCACGUUCCCACACCCAGCCUGUGUCUUAAGGCGAACUUUAAUCGAUUUAUCUUAUCACUGACGUGUUUGUACUUCUGCCCCCCUUUCCCAUAUAGUUGUACUGGCCCGACGAGAAUUUAUCGAAAGCUACGUAUUCUCGCCACCGCGUCUUCAGAUUGAAAUGUGUUUGACACGGUUUUCGCCUUCUAUUUCGUGAGCUAAGUGUCUCUGUCCUUGAUCUGGCGUCUAUGCUCACCUGAGGACGUCGAAGAAGUGAUUACCUUAAAACUUGGCUGGACCUUGUCCGUCAAGACAUUGAGGGGCUCCUGAACCUUCAGUGUCCAGUCUCCAUCGCUGGAGGAGAGAGUGCAUCGGGCCCCUUAUAUGCUCUGUUACGGAUCGUCAUGCAUGGAAAGACGCAAAACUAAAAAUCGUCAAAGUUUAUUAGUUCAGGCGUGGUCGCAGCUGCACCUGACACGACUAGUCCAAGUUGUCGACAGGGUCCAUGUAGGAGAGUGAGUGACACGUAUCUAUAGGGAGAGAGAAAGAGAGAAUACGAUGUGGUAACUGUUGUUAAAUUCUGAGGUAUUCUUGUUUCAUGUCAAAUGGCCUAAAUGCACACAUCAGCCAUCAUUUUCUGUUUGUUCCGUAAUAAAGGCAAUUGGCUCCACCGGAGAACCCGCGUCAACGACCAACCCUGUAGUUUCAUCUGCGUUCUAAUGUGACAAAUUUUCUCCUGUAUUUUUUUCCUAAACUUCUCGAAACAAAUCUUCUGCAGGUGGACUCACUAUUUGUUUCCGUGGGUCUUUUUGCUUCGCAGCAAUCUCAAGCGAUCAAGUGCGAACGACGAAAAAGUCGCCAGUGGACCCUGCCUGCUAAUAUUGUCUGUCAGGCGUCCGGUUCUGUGAAUAUUACGCACCGUGUGCCCUAUGCCAUGGGGACGGUGAAAUGCAGCAGAAAACCACUGCCGCUGGAAGCCAAUCGUUCCGGCAGCGACUGUCGCCGGCGUCCGCAUUACGAAGUGGUUCAUGGUAUCCAGACGGAAGGCGAUAGCAGAAUUCGUGAGUCGUGCUUAGAGCGUAGUGCCUUCCUAAGGGCAUGAUCAAAAACAUUCAUGCCCUCGAUUUUGACCCUACGCAGCGUACGGGAGCCUAGCACUGGGCCGACCCAACGUGCAUGGUUAAAUGUGUCGUCGCCAGUAUGGCCAUCAUUGGAGUCCGAGGUAACCAAAUGUCUCAUACGUUGCCAAAAGCAGGUGUUUCUGGUGGCCAGUCUGUUCAGAGCAGCGAAGUUGGCAGACUUUCCAUCUACGCAAAAGUUUCUGUGUAUAUCAAAUAUGUAUCCCAUUCCCCUCGUCAAUAAGGUCACGACAGGACACAUCCGUAAAUUUUCCAGACCCUUUUCUCUGUAUCCCAAUCCCCCAUUGAGGCGUAGACCUACACAGCAGCCGCGAAGAUUCGCAAACGAUCCCGGCUACCCACGUAUGCGUUAAGUCUUUGGUCUGGUCGUUCGGAGCAUUUUCAACACCAUGUCGACCAAAGCUGUCCGUGUCACCGCUGUAGUAGAGAUGAAAGCGUUGCUUAAUACCUUGCCGCUGAAUAUUGCUCGAAGUAGAAUCUAACAAACUCCCCUCGUGGGCAGGCGACGUCCAUGUUGUGCUGUAUCGACCCUCUCAUACUUUGGUCGUCUGUUGACAAUACAGCAGUGCCACUGCUGGUCCGCAGUUGCGUACUUGUCAGGCCUGAUAGCUUACCUAUUUGGCAGCUAACCAUCAGUGAUGACUAUUGCACUGUUCGUUUCUGUCACAUGUACUUUAUGGACAUCAACCAGGCUAACGGCCGGACUCCAUCUUCCCAAACCGCAAUGACCGGUCAUCCGGCACUAUUGCUCCUUAAUUGAAUGCCUUCUAACUGCACAUGCCUUUGUUUAUUUGCAGCUAACUGUCGAUAUUGAUGCCUGACAAAACUGUUUACCUAGGGGACGGUUUUUUUGUUUUCCUCUAGAUGCUUGUGCCAAAAGAGGAGUUCUUCGCCACUGACAACAGACACGAGGUAAUUUGCCAUUUUCAUUCUAGUCUUUACUUGCAAUGCUUUACAUGCACGACUCCACCGCGUCUGUAGCAGCAGAAUUGAUAUUACCUUUAACGAUCCGAGUGGUCGCAAUUAUAUCUUAUUUUGGAGUAGGCUAUGAAAACGAGAAGACGAGCGUUGACGAACGGGGCUGUUUAAUGGAGGUUAAGAUUUUGCGUUGGAUGGCCUGUCGAUAACUCGGCAGUCUUUGAAGGUGUAGUGGUAACUUGCCUGCGCAUUUCGCAGUAUCCGCCUCAUUUUCUUCCCAUAUUCCAGUGACAAGACUGAGUGAGUGUCGAAGCCAGGUCUACGCGGGCAGCGCACGUGCCAAUCUCUGGUUCAAUAUGAUCGGAUUUUCAAAGGAAAUGUCCGGAGCACUCAUUCAGCGCAGUUCCCAUAUGGUCACGUGAAGGGAUAGUCGUUACAGCCUGAUCAUCUCUAGCGUUCAGGGUCGUGACUAAUAGUGUGUUUGGUUGUUUAUAGUGCGGAAAGUAAGUGUUUUCUCGACCUCGCCCGUCCGACUCAAGUUUAGUUGGAAUUCGAUUGACCGCAAAGAAUAACAUUAAAUGAAACCACCGUCUAACCUCCGUCUAACUCGGGCUUAGAUCUCACAGACUGUCCCGAUUGUUGUUUACUGACAAAGCAUCAUCCUCUAAUUUUUUGUGGGGCGGGUUAUUCCCAUCAGAAUAAUUUCAACUGCAUUUUUAUUGAUUUUCGCGAAAAUGGAUUUAAUGUUAAUCGGAACUGUCAAAACACCGUCUGCAUACAAUUAGUCGGAUAGCGCGCAGUUUUAAUGUCUGACUGCAAGCCUUAGUAUUCCUAGUGCAGUGUUUUAUUUCGUCUAGUAGGGCUAUGGUGUCAUUAUAUUGCAUAGGCACGCAUAACAAGUGCAAAAGGGGAACUUGUGGCAGCAGAGUCUACUAUGUCCGAGUUGUAUUAAGCACCCCAUUCAGUUGGCAUAAGUUUGACUUGCACCUGGGCGCCGCCAACCGUAGUGUCUGAUGACCCAAAUAUGGCUUUAGUCUAAACAAGUCCCACAAAUCGUUUAACUGUCAUCGUUGACUAUGCUCAAAGGUAGAUUAUUUGAAGCUGCCGGAGUGCUUGCUGAUUUUUUUUAGUAUUGUUACCCAGACGAGGACGUUCUUUGGUUGGAAGCCGACAUUGGAAGCUUAUUUCCAUCCAAGCUUUUGAAAGUCCUCGUUGUUCAAAUACUUUCUCAAAUGGCAUGCUUUUAGUUGAUACCCUAGCUUCAGCACUUGCCGUACAGAUUUUAGAAGGCUCUCUACCUCUGCUUGUUAUUCUGCCUAGCUGCUGAAGCGGCUGCUGGUGGGACGGGGGACCGAGCCCCAAGUCACAGCGGGAUAAGUGCGUCCCCUUACGUGAUAGUUGCGCGCUCCCUCGACUAUUGUGGACAACUACUAUUACAUUGAUCAAAAAUUCACUUACGCUUCCCAAACCUCAGUAAGUAUGCAUCGUCACAGCGAAUACCGUGCCUUAUUCGAGUCAGAAGACCUCACUUGCACAACUAUCAACACUGCAGGCACGAAAAUUUUCAUUAUCAUGUUUCACACCGCCAAAAAUGUCUUUUCUGCAGCAGCUCCUCCUUAGAAAGUAGGAGUAACAUUCAGUGAUCACGGUUUUUGCAUUUCUCCUUUUGCAAGUUGAUUGCGGUCGCCUCAUAUGAGUUCACUUUGCCUUUCUGUCCUGGCCCUGUAUCGCAAUCAUGAGGCCAUUGAAAGCGGACCGGGUAUUCUCACCGAUGUUAUCGAUCACCCACUGUUAUUAAACAUACUACUCGUCAUUACUAAGUACGGCGUAUUUUGCUCAUGUUUGCUGUUACAGCACGGAUGCCCAGGCACCUUUACUGUGCCUGUCAUUAGUGGACUUGCUGUCAGUUGGGACUCAUAUUUUCCUAAAUUAUUCUCAUUUUACCUAGGACUGCUACUAUACCGUCGGCGGUCGUAUCUUGUUUCCGGGAGACAGCAUCCCCUCUGAUGUGUCCCAUGUGGAAAAACACUUUCGCCUCCGCGGCGGCAAGGGCGGUUUCGGCUCAAUGUUGCGAGCCAUUGGCAACCAGAUUGAGAAGACAACGAAUCGCGAAAUGUGUCGUGACCUCAGCGGCCGACGGAUGCGCGACGUGAACGCUGAGGAGAAGUUGAAGCAGUGGUACGCCAAGGCGAGCGAGCGUGAGAGGGAAAAGGUCGAUCGUUAUUUGGAGCGUCAAAAACGUAGGCGAGAGACUUUGGAAAAGGGACCUCUCUAUGAUCACAAGUUUGAUGACCCUGAAUAUUUCAAGAAGAAAGCCAAGAUUUCGGACGAGUUGCAGAGUGCAGUCAAUGAUGGUUGGUCGUACCCUUUAUCACCGCACGGGCUAUUUCACGGACAACUUACUUUAUCAUCCUCGUAUUUACUUUUCAGCAUUGGAAAAGGUAGUCGCCAAUGCAAAAGCCUCAACCACAAGUGAACCUGGACCCUCCAGCGCACCGAAACGACAGCGUCUGUGGAUCGAACAUCUGGACGGUGAUUCACUGUCUUCGGACGACACUGACGAUUCCUCAUCCUCUGCCGAGGUAUCCCCGGACUCGGAGUCGGCUGUGGUCACCUCCUGCAGCGAGACUGUUGGUGAAGACACCUCGAAAGCAAUUUUGGAAGCUUCCACCACAUCCACCCCGGUGGUUAAGGACGGUUAGUUAGCCUCCAGACCGCAUUGCCGUCACGAUCCUUACUGAUAAACCACGCCUACUCUCACUUUAUAAGUAGACAUGUCAUCGAUAUUCACACUCCGAACUCUUAUUCCGGGCCAGACAAGACUUAAAUGUGCGAACUCGCACGGAUAUACAGAUGACAGGAUGCGUACGCUUGGCUAUUAUGUUUCGACCGCGACAUACUGUGGAGAGCAUUAUCUGUCUCAUAGGACCUCAAGUUGGAGUCCUGCGCUCGACUUCACCCUGAUGACGCGUACCAACUAGUGUCAAAAGGCAGUUAUUAUUCAUACAAUAGUAGGCGCACAUCGAUCCACUGGCCAACUAGGACAACCUAGUCUUUAUUGUGUGGCAGAGGACACCUGAAGGACACCACCUACCAGACCAAUUAAUCGAUGUGCGCCUUCGAACUGCGGUGACGGACGAUGCCAGGCAGUAAAGCACCAAGAAACUCCAAUUUUAUGAAGGGCUUCCAACCCAUCUGUCAGAUCCCAUCUGUUAGCCAUCUGUGCUGUGUACAUGUUUGUGCCCCUGGUCCUAGAUUGUGAUCAGGGCUAUAAUUGACUAACCGAGAAUGGAAAAGUUCGUGACGUCUCUGUGGCAGCCACAUUUGCCAAAAUUGUUAUCCUUUGAUAUUUUGGCAGAUUUUGAAUAAUUCAUAUUGACCCAACUGUGAAAAACUCGGCGCCUCGGUGGGAUUCGAACCCACGCAGUAAGGGGGAAGGCUUUAGUACAGCCAACGCUCUAACCACCUGAGCUACGAGGCUGUACUAAAGCCUUCCCCCUUACUGCGUGGGUUCGAAUCCCACCUUGGCGCCGAGUUUUUCACAGUUGGGUCAAUAUGAAAAAUUGUUACCGUUAUUUAACGAAACUGUGUUUCGGUGUUCUGAGCCAGCUGUUGACUUUCUCCCCUCGAGGCAUCUGUCAUUUUGUGUUGUGAGGAUUCUUCUGGUGAACCCCAUAACUUAUAUGACCCAGUGGCACUAGUGUUUUCCGAUGCGGAACUCGUUGCAUUCUUCCCUGUACAAUUUCAAAUGCGUGUGUCGAACUGCGAACUGCACUUGGUAGAUAUUGUAGCGAAUUCUCUUUCGCUUGAGACGCUCCCAGAUUUUGGUGUUAUUAGAAUUUCAAGAGAACAGUCUGCCUUUUCCAUACCUAACUUUUGCACUUUCCAAUCUAGAGAAAACUGAGAAAACCCCCGAGGAAAUGACCUCCUCUUCCACAGUCAAUCCAACUCCUGCGUCCGAACCGGAUCCGGUCCCUAGUCGACCCAUCGUGCCCGGCCUCACGGAAGAUGAACUCUCAGCGGCCGGCUCUGCCAGCGAACUGGAAUCCCAUGGGCUUGAGUGCCUAAAGCAGUCCCUUAUUGACCGUGGUCUGAAGUGUGGAGGAUCUCUGAAGGAGCGUGCAGUGCGCCUUUUCAGCGUUCGUAAUAUGGCACCCGCGGACUACCCUGCCAAGUUAAAAGCCAAGCCCUCCAAAUAA
This is a messenger RNA of Spirometra erinaceieuropaei, 15424 nucleotides long. Lineage: Eukaryota; Metazoa; Platyhelminthes; Cestoda; Diphyllobothriidea; Diphyllobothriidae. The record is from the annotation of a GenBank genome assembly.